UUCCACUUGGUUUGGCAGCAAGAAAGCGUUGGAAGAGAACAAGAUGCUUGCCUCCACAGUUCGUAUUGCGGCGGCGCGGCCUGCAACGGCGCUGUACCGGCCCGUGAUGGCCUCGACAACCCUCCUUGCACAGAGGUAUCAGUCCACCGCCCAGGCUGUCGCCGAGGCCAACGCCAAGCCCGUCUUUGGCAAGACCAAGCUCCCCGCCAAGUGGGACAACGCAGCAGACUACGCCCUCGCCAAGCUGGAUGACCUUGUCAACUGGGCACGAAAGAGCUCCAUGUGGCCCAUGACCUUCGGCCUUGCGUGCUGUGCCGUCGAGAUGAUGCACGUCGCCGCCCCUCGCUACGAUAUGGAUCGCUUUGGCAUCGUCUUCCGCGCCUCCCCUCGCCAGUCUGAUGUGAUGAUUGUUGCCGGCACCCUGACCAACAAGAUGGCGCCUGCCCUGCGCAAGGUCUACGAUCAGAUGCCCGAGCCCCGCUGGGUCGUCUCCAUGGGAAGCUGCGCCAACGGCGGCGGGUACUACCACUACUCGUAUGCGGUUGUGCGCGGGUGCGACCGGAUUGUGCCCGUGGACAUUUACGUGCCCGGGUGCCCGCCCACCGCCGAGGCGCUGCUGUACGGGCUCUUGCAGCUGCAGAAGAAGAUCAAGCGCGACAAGUCCCUCCAGAUGUGGUACCGCAAGUAGACUUGCUGUGCUGCUGCGGUGGAGCUGGUAAUGAUGGUGGUGUUGAUGGUGACGACGACGACGACGACGAUGAUGAUGAUGAUGGUGGUGGUGCUGAUGGUGAUGGUGUGCUGUGAGGCUCACGUGUGAUGCUCGCGUGUGGUGGUUUGCUUGUCGUUGUGGUAUUCAGUGUUGUGGAAUGGUGAUGGUCGUGUACUUGUUGAACUGUGUUUUGGCUUGCUUUGCCCCUUCCCCUUCCCCUUCCCCUCCUCUCCUUACUGUCUUGUUUGGCUUUGUGUCGUUGUUUUCAUUUUGCUCGCGCUUGCUUCGACUCGGUGUUCAUGUGCAUAUCUGGUUGCAUAAACACUGAACUCCUCUG
Messenger RNA from Salpingoeca rosetta, 1046 nucleotides. Its product is annotated as NDUFS7 protein. NCBI's taxonomy places the organism in Eukaryota, Choanoflagellata, Craspedida, Salpingoecidae. The transcript is spliced from 6 exons. Gene Ontology annotation, molecular function: 4 iron, 4 sulfur cluster binding; NADH dehydrogenase (ubiquinone) activity; quinone binding. Gene Ontology annotation, biological process: electron transport coupled proton transport; aerobic respiration; mitochondrial respiratory chain complex I assembly. The record is from RefSeq and is a predicted model, not a curated record. Bases 44 to 688 code for a protein of 214 amino acids.